AAUCAAUUCUAGAAUCUGCCGAUUCCGUUAAUGAAUUAAAACCGCUUUCAUUCACAUGUCGUCACUUCGCAUACCUUUGUCUCAGCGAGAUUUGGAAAAUAAGACGGUUUACAGAAGACAGUUCAUUGAACACACUUCGUAAUACACUAUCAAAUAAUCCAUUAAUGCCUUACGGAGAUUUCAUAUUAAGAUUGCAAGUGGAUGAAUAUGAUAAAGAAUCAUCGAUUUGCAUUGAUGCUGAAUUAAUUAGAUUUUUUGCUGAAAAAUGUAAUAAUCUUAAAGAAUUAAUGUUAAGAUUUGCUCUGAACAGUAAAGCGUAUUUACUUCCUUUGGAAAUGCUUGGUGAUCGAUUAACUAAUCUCUCAUUAGUAAAUUAUGAGCAUUUUGAUGAUUAUGCUGAUGGACAAGAAGAACAGAUGGAACUUUCUUCGUUGGUUAAUAGUGGACAACAAAUUUUGAAACAAGUGUAUAAUCAUUAUAAACCUUCUUCCUGUAAAGAUUCGGAUGACUUGCAAGUGGGAUCAAAAAGAGAUACCAUCGAUGAUAAUGGGAACGAUGAGGCAGAAUACCGCGAUGCGUUAAGUGAAGCCGUUAAAUUAGGAUCCGUUAAAAGUGUUCGAUUAUAUGAUCCCAAAAUGACUGAACGGGUGUGGGAAAGUUUUACGAGCAAUGCAAAAAAUUCCUUGCAAUCGAUAAGGAUAACGUUGAAUAGUCAGAAAUUAAUAGCAGAUCCAUCAACGAUUGUAUUUUUAUUUGGAAAAUAUUGUAAGAAUUUAAGAAUAUUCGAUUUUGACACAUUUAUACAUCCCAUCUCAAAAGAGUCCACGAUGAUAUUAUUGGAAAAUUGUAAAAAAUUAGAAUAUUUAGAUAUAUCAGCAUCGAGCGAAACAGUUCCAUUUUUACAUAAAUCUAAAUCAAUCAAAUCAAUAUAUUUAUCACAUACAGUAAAUGGGAAAGAUUUAAAUCAAAUGAAUGAAAGGAUGGAGAAUUUAAAAAGGUUAUCAAUUUUAAAAAUUCAGGGGAAAAGUAAUUUAUCAUUUUUGAAAAAUUUUCCAAAUUUAGAAUACUUAUCGAUCGGAGAUUUUGGUGAAAUGAAUGAAGAAGGAUUUUUAAAUGUUUCAAAGUUAAAUUUAAUCGAACUAGAAUUAGUUAAAACUCGGAACAUAUCGGAUGAAGCAUUACUCAGAUUUGGGUCAAUGAAAUCAUUAACUAAGUUUAAUAUUAGAGAUCGUUUACCUAAUGUAACGCAAGAAGGUUGGAUUAGUUUAGUUAAAAGGCCUGUCGAUUGCCCUUCUUGGCGUAUAAUAACAAUUGAUGAUGGUAGACAAAUUAAUCCUGAAUUCUUCGAAACGUUAGAACACAAUCAUCCCAAUUUAGAAUUUUUGAGAAUUAGGGGUUUUAAGUAUGAUAAUCUACUAAAAGAUGAUUCUUUUGAUAAAUCGAAAUUUAAGGAAGCUUGGUGGCAUUAUAAAAAUAAUUCUUAUACUCCUACUCCUAUUAUUUAUUGGCCUAUUAGAUACAACAAGCAGAAGCCUGGUAAGAAACAAAAUCAAAUUUUGAAAAAGGAAAAUGUUUAUUCUACUUUCGAGCAAGAUGAUUCUUAUUAG
Messenger RNA from Funneliformis caledonium, 1607 nucleotides. The record is from the annotation of a GenBank genome assembly. Lineage: Eukaryota; Fungi; Glomeromycota; Glomeromycetes; Glomerales; Glomeraceae.